UUUGUGCUUGGAACUAUAUUUUCAACGAAAACACGUUGCAGUGCGACUACCAUAUGAAACUGAGAUCUUCAAUUGCACGAGCUUUGGGAAAUCAAGAUGUUCCGCUACAAGAGGACCAUGGUGUCGACAGGUUGGCCAGGAACGAAAUAAAAACGUACCACAUCUGUCCCCCAAAGAGGAAAAGAAAAACCGUAUAA
Messenger RNA from Acanthoscelides obtectus, 197 nucleotides. NCBI's taxonomy places the organism in Eukaryota, Metazoa, Arthropoda, Insecta, Coleoptera, Chrysomelidae. The record is from the annotation of a GenBank genome assembly.